Molecule: messenger RNA, 3423 nt
Organism: Oppia nitens
Lineage: Eukaryota; Metazoa; Arthropoda; Arachnida; Sarcoptiformes; Oppiidae
Gene: Ptr
Product: patched domain-containing protein 3-like
Exons: 4
Coding region: 1-3423 (1140 amino acids)
Cellular component (GO): cytoplasmic vesicle membrane; plasma membrane
Source: RefSeq, a predicted model, not a curated record
AUGUCGUGCAGAUGUAUAGACACUGCACUGUCAAUCAGUUUUGAGAAAUUGGGUCGUUUGAUAGGCCAAUAUCCGGGAUAUUUUGUGAUUGUGCCCAUACUGUUGGCUGCACUGUUGGCCACCGGUUUGCAACGUCUGCAUUAUGAAGACGACCCGGAGUACCUGUUCUCGCCAUCAGAUGGUCGCUCAAAGACCGAGAGAGCCAUCAUUGAUGACUAUUUCCCUAUGAAUUAUAGCUCUAAUUUUAAUUUGGGACGAAUCACACAUAAGGGUCGCUUCGGGCGAAUCAUUGUUGUGGCCAAAGAUGACAGUAAUAUUUUGCGCCGACAAAUAUGGGAUGAGAUCAUGCAAUUGGAUCAAUCUAUACGUAAUAUGUCCAUUGAAUGGGAUGACACGCAAUGGACAUAUGAUGAUCUGUGUGCUAAACAUGAGUUCAAGUGCUGGCAUAACGACAUACUAGACUUUGACAACCGGAUCACUGAAAUUGAAGAAAAAAAGUUUUUCUUGAAGUAUCCCAUUUGGAUCAAUCAUAAUAUAUAUAAGGCUUACUUCUUUCCAGCGUAUAUGGGAGGCGUCAAAGAGGACGCCAAUAAUCUGGUCGAGUCGGCCAAAGCCAUACAUCUCAUGUACUUUUUAGACACUACUAUCAAAAAGGGUGAUAUAAGGGGACAUCUCUGGGAACAGGCAUUUAUGAAACACAUCGCAAAUACUAAAUUUAAAUCAAUAUCUGUGGCCCGAUUUGUGUCGACUACACUGCAAACAGAAUUGGAGGCCAACACUCAUUCAUUGGUCCCAUUCUUCAGUAUAACGAUCAUCAUUAUGUUAAUCUUCAGUGUGGGCACCUGUAUGAUGGCUGACUGGGUUCUAAGUAAGCCAUGGCUCGGUCUAUUGGGUUGUGUGUCGGCCGGCUUUGCAGUGGCCGCCGCUUUUGGUCUCUGCGUGUAUUGCGGUAUCGAAAUGAUAGGAAUCAAUUUGGCCGCACCUUUCCUUAUGUUAGGUGUCGGUAUGGAUGAUGCGUUUGUAUUGUUGGCCGCCUGGAGACGGACUAACCCAUUGAUGACAGUGUCCGAGCGAUUGGGACACACAUACUCAGAGGCAGCCGUUUCCAUAACUAUCACAUCAGUUACUAAUUUCAUCUCAUUUAUGAUCGGAACAAUAACUCCAUUUCCAUCAGUAAGAAUAUUCUGCAUCUACACAGCCGUAGCCGUACUCUUCACAUACAUAUAUCACAUAACAUUUUUCGGCGGUUGUAUGGCUUUCUUUGGUCACGCAGAGAGACGUAAUCUUCACGGCCUGUUAUGCAUACCUGUUAUGCCUAAAUCAUUAGCUGAAGGAAAAGGCUAUUUCUUUCGCAUGCUAUGCACGGGUGGCAAAAACCCGGCCGAUCCUAACAAUCCAAAAGAUAAUAAAGAGCAUAUAAUGAUGAUAUUCUUCAGGGAUGUAUUGGCCAAUGCUCUAAAUCGGACACCAAUCAAAUUGUUGGUAAUUUUUGUGUUUUUUAUAUACCUGUCUAUUGGUAUCUACGGCUGUACAAUGGUUAAGGAAGGACUCGAUCGUAGAAAGUUAUCGCGUGAUGACUCAUAUUCGGUGCAAUUUUAUGACUACGAGGACCGAUACUUCAGGGAAUAUCCUUAUAGAAUACAAGUGGUCGUCAAUGAAACACUCAAUUAUGCCGAUCCGGAAGUCCAGAAAAAAAUCGAGAGUAUGUUAGAAAAGUUUGAAGAAAGUCCUUUUGUUGCCGACAAAAUACUCACAGAAUCGUGGCUCAGGGCUUACCAAACAUUUCUCAAUCAAGAGGAUAGCUUCCUAUUCCUUCAAGCGCUCAACAUAUCGGAUCAAUUAGACUUUAAUCGAGGUCUCAGAGAUAUCUUUCUUCAUUUUCCAUUGACUGAAGCGUUCAGAAACGACAUUGUCUUCAAUGAUGACGGCUCUGAGAUAAUUGCCACCCGUUAUAUAAUACAAACCAAGAAUAUAAUGGAUGCAAAUAUGGAGAAAGAAAUGUUAAUUGGUUUGCGUCACAUCGCUGACAGUUUUCCAACUCCGGUCACUAUAUUUCAUCAAUAUUUCAUUUUCUUUGAUCAGUUUGUGUUAGUCCGAAGUAUAUCAAUACAGACCAUAUCUGUAGCGGCGGCCGUAAUGAUGGUUAUAUCACUUAUAUUCAUACCGUCCCCUUCGUGUGCCAUUUGGGUCGCUUUUUCCAUUAUUUCUAUAGAGAUCGGUGUAAUCGGUUAUAUGACUCUAUGGAAUGUUAACUUAGACUCCAUAUCAAUGAUUAACUUAAUUAUGUGUAUCGGCUUUUCAGUCGACUUUUCGGCGCACAUAUCAUAUGCUUACAUAUCUGCCAACGAAAUUGAUCCAAAAGAGAAGGUCCGGUCAGCGCUAUACUCAUUAGGUUUGCCUAUAUUUCAAGGAAGUGUAUCAACAGUGUUGGGCAUUAUAGCGCUGGCAUUUGCGCCGUCAUAUGUUUUCGUCACUUUUUUUAAGACUGUCUUUUUAGUCAUGUUAUUUGGUGCCACUCAUGGAGUACUUUUGCUACCAGUCCUGCUGUCUAUAACAGAUUUAUGUUGUAGUAGUAGCAGCCAAUCGGCCAAAUACAAGUCAUCCAAUUUGGGAGAUCAAAACAAUCCACCUUUUUUUGUGGGGGACAAACACUUUGACGGCAAAACUAUUAUGCAAAACGGAGCGCCUAUUUUCAUUCCGCGACCAACUUUUACCGAACUGGCCGCAGACCAAAAAGUACCUUAUCGUCGAUCAGACGAAGACUGUGCCACCACUUCCAAGAGUUCUGCUUCUUCUGAUGGAAGUGUUGUCGCUGAGAAAGACUUGGGUUUAGGUACCAGUGCUGAGGAGUGCAGUGAAGGCAGUUGGAAGGGUAGUAAAAGCCAAACCAAUAAUGUGGUCACCAAACAGUCAGAUAUUAAUCACAUGACUGACAAUAAUAUUUCAACCAAUGCUUAUGCAAAUAUGUUGAGAGACUGGUCUCAAGUGAGUGCAAAACAAUACUCAAACAAUGGUCAUACAAAUGAUGGAUACAUAAGCGAUAGCACUGACUUCUAUGGUCACUAUUCAUCCAAAAACAAACAAAAUCAAUCAAAAGGUAUGACCACCGGUCAGCACAGGAUAUCAGUUUAUCAUCAAAUAGCUGACGCAACACACACUGACCGUAAUGUAUGGGAACGACAAUCGGCACCGUCGGCACCGUCGACAUCGAAAAAUAAGAAAACUGACAAAAAUAAAGAUAAAUCAGAGAAUAGCUAUUUAGUAGAAGUGGAUGCAACACAUCGGCACCGGGAGAAAGAUCGUGAUGACCAACGACACAGGGAUAGAGAAAGACAUCGCAUUUUGAAUAAUAACAUCGAAGUCAUGUCUUCCCGGAUCGAUAGAAAUAUAGCCAAUAGAUAUAAUGGGUUUCGCCCUCAAUAG